Entamoeba invadens IP1 is the source of this 753-nucleotide messenger RNA. Its product is annotated as ribonuclease 2 precursor, putative. Gene Ontology annotation, biological process: RNA catabolic process. Lineage: Eukaryota; Evosea; Mastigamoebida; Endamoebidae. The coding region runs from base 1 to 753 and encodes 250 amino acids. The record is from RefSeq and is a predicted model, not a curated record. Gene Ontology annotation, cellular component: extracellular region. The transcript has a single exon. Gene Ontology annotation, molecular function: ribonuclease T2 activity; RNA binding.
AUGAACACUAUGGUUUGUGUAACAUUCUUUUUAAUCACUCUGUCUAUUGCCUGCGACUUUACUCCAACAAUUCCAUGUAUAAACACCACUCAAGCACGAGGUGUUAUGUUUGCAUAUUUAGUGCUGUCGUGGCCAGGGACUUUUUGUUUAGAUAAGUGUUGUCACAGUUCUAUUCCACUUGACAAAGGGUUUUCAAUCCAUGGGUAUUGGCCGCAGAUAUCAUACACUGAAUACCCAUCUUGUUGUUACACUCAAUGGACGUCAGACGCCAUUUCCACCUACAUUUCCACACAUCCAACCCUUCAAAAUGAUUUGGCAACGUAUUGGCCGAGUCUUAAAAGGUGUUUAUUUUUCAAUUACGAGUUUCUGAAACAUGCCACAUGUCUCCCAUCACUCUUUUCUGGAAAAGAUGCUCCAAGUGACUUUGCUUCGAUUCCUUUGAACUUUGUGAAGAGUCAUGAUGUCUGGGCUGCGCUCAAAAACAAUGGAAUUCGCGACGAUUAUACAAAGUACUCCAAGUCGUUCAUCACAGACAUAUUGUUUCGUGUAUUUAAUGCUACCCCAAUCCUCUUUUGCGAUGGCGAAUAUUUCGACGAACUCAGGUUAUGUUCUCAAAUUCCUUAUUUCAAUGAAGUGAAAGAACCAAAUGUUUUUAACUGUUCGAGUGAAGCAAAACAGCUUGAGACAUGUGGGGAUAUCAUAGUCUUCCCUCCUUAUCCCGAAGUCGACACCAAUUCUAUUUGUUAUUAUUAA